This is a messenger RNA of Vitrella brassicaformis, 4505 nucleotides long. The record is from the annotation of a GenBank genome assembly. NCBI's taxonomy places the organism in Eukaryota, Vitrellaceae.
CUGAUACCAAUGAGCAAAUAAUGUCUCAUGAAUCCAUUCACAAGGAGGGUGGCAUAACAACCCAGAGAGGACAGCACAAUAUGACCACACACAUUCCCCAUUCGUCACAUGCAUUCCCAUCGUCGAUCUCACACGCAUGCAGAAAGCUCAUGAGGUGAAUGAGGAUUUUUGGGGAUGUAUGCGUGUGAGAUGGAUGGGAAAUGCGGUGGUGGCGCCCCAUUUCCUUUCGUCCCUGUAACGAGGUGAAAAGAAAGGGCCAUCUACGCCCCCUAACCCUCUCACGCACGUGAAACGACCUUUUGCACACGGAAGAACCACAGCUGCCUUCAUUGGUCAAACAAUACAACACAACACAUAACGCACCCAUUGUUCGUCCAUCCAUCCAUCCAUCCAUGUACACGCGCAUCAUCUGAUCAGCGGCCAGUCCUCCCCCUGUGUCAGCCGCCGCAGUCCAUCAUUGGACAGGCCACAUGUGUUGCUCCCUCGCCGAGGUAUCUGCCUGGCCCGCUCCACUCUCGUCACUUUGUAGCCAGCAUCCCGCAGCAAAUCUAACACGCUAUCCGACUCGGCCAGGAAGUGACCCUGACAGGCAGAAGAAAGGAAAGCACACGUGUCUGUGACUCUGUGACUUGUGUGCGCCUGUUUUCUGACAUACCACGCCGAAGGCAAAGACGAAGAGGGGACGGCAGGGUGAGUCGGCUUUGGUGGGGUCGUCGCUCCUGGCGUGUUGCAAGAUGUGCCGCAUCCGCCUUAUCCAAAGCUGGUUCCUCUCCGCAAGCAAUUUCUUCUUGAACAGGGUACCCACUUCUCCCUGGCUGCCCUCCAGCGCCUCCAACUCGGCGACGAGACCCUCAUCGAAAUAGUCUGUGUAAACUGAUUCUCCGCUGGAUGGCAGCCGCCGCACCAAAUCGAUCUCUGUCACGUCCAUGCCUUCGUCCGACACCAGCUUGCCGAGGAGCUGCUCGUCGCCGCUCUUCCACGCAUGGACCAGGGGCGAGUUUGGCGAGGCCAUCAUGGGCGGCGGCUUGUCCUCCCAGUGCUUCGUAUAGACUUCGAGCAUCGUCAGUGUCGCGUUCAGAAAGUGCAUCUGCUCGGCAAAGGAGAUGUCUGUGUCGUUGAACACCAGAUCCAUGACCUCCGACACCGUCUCAAUCCCUCCCACACCCACACCCUCAGACUGUCUGCCGAGCGACGCCACGUACCCAUCGACCGUAAGACCCCCCGAGGCCAUGAGCUCUUCCGAAAAGUCUUCAAAUUCCAGCAGCAAUGACAGAGAUGCGGUGGCAAAAAGGGGAGGCAUCAUCUCAACGGUCAUCGCCCAAUGCACCGGCAGCGCCAUCAUCGAGAAGGGCGAGCUGAAACGCUGGAGAUAGCCAUAGAAGGCGUUGAGCUUCUCCUGCACGUCGGGGUACUCCUUCAAGUGGUGCUUGAGCGUGUUGUUGAGCGGCACCGACGGCAGCUCCUUGUUUGUCACGUUGACCUCCAGUAGAAAGGCAUCAGGGUGAGCCCUCUGGACUAAUGUGGACACGAGAGAAAGGGACGGGCCCUCCAGCAGCCGAUAAGGGAGAUGGAUAGUGCCCACCAGGUAAGCAGCAACCUCACCCCGUUGAGUGUCUUCCACCUGCACUCAUCCAUCCAUCCCACAGGCAGCAGCAUCCAUGUAGUGUCAUCGAGCGUCUGCAACCCACCCAACUCACCUUCCAUAUGAAUGGCUUUGCAUCGCCCUGCAAGCGGCGCUGACCUGAGGGCCUUCUCAGCAAGCCGUCAGCAGUUGCGAGGACAGAGCAGAGCGAGCAGAGGACGAUGGCCACUAUGCAGCGCCGCACAGUCUGCGUCACGAAUCCCGUCACCAUCUUGAGCAAAGAUCUUCUAAGGAAACCAGGUAGAGCCAACACAUGACCAUGUGAGGGGAUGAGUGGAUCAGUCUGAGUCAAAUGCGCCAUGCCUGGACAGAUUCGAAGACACGUUCAGUGCUGUGUGAGGCCGCGGGAUGAGUAGAUCGCGAGCUCACACGCGAGCUCGCACGAGAAACACGCGGAUCGCAAGGCAGUGCCACGUGGACGACAAUCGUCGAUGCCGGUGAGUGAGUCAGUAAACACGUUCUCACGAGAAACAGACUCGAGAAUGGCCAGGAAGUGAUUGAAUGACUGGGUAGAUCAGAGUGUUUGAUGAUAAAUGUGUUUUGUGCACGCAGCUGUGUGCUUUGGCCAGUGUCAUUCACACACACAGACGUAAAGAGACAGACAGUGAGUCUCUGAUUUGUCCCUCACUCUUAACUAAUGUACACAAGCAGUCCGCACAACAUGGGCAGAGCCGUCUGUCUUGCAGCUGGUGUGUUUAUCUACUCCCCGCCCGAGUUCGAGUCGCUGGAAGAUGAUGACGAAAAGUCAUCCUGGCUGAAGCCAUAGUGCUGCCACACCGCCCGACGCACACACGCCGGUAACUGACGGGCGGCGCGGACGGCCUCAUCUGUUCACGAUACGCACACAGACAGACAGGCUCACGUGUUUGUGUGCUGCUUGGAUGUGACCUGGGUGUGUCUCCACUGCCUGGCGGCACCAUUUACAGGUUGCUCGGAUCGCCUCACCCUGGUCCAUCCGCCACAUGCACAACAGAACAGAAUCAUGACAGCUACUCCAUCGAUGCAGCCGCUCGGCGUACCACUGGUGUGAGCGUAAAGCCCGUGUCAAGCGCCUUCAUGGCUGCCGUCACCUUGGACACAUCGAGGGGCUGCAACCGCUCGACAGACGGCAGCAGACAGGUGUAGCCGGUGUCAUUCUCAUUGUCGAUGACUCGGAAUCGGGGCGAUGUGUCUUUGUCCGUGCAGCCGGCCUGGAACCGAACAAUGAAGACACACACAGCUUGAUGCAUCAUAUGUGUGGGCGGGCGGCAUUUCGCCUGCUCACCACUUGCGUGAGGAAUUCUCUGAUGUCCAUUGCCUCUUCGCAGGCCUAAUGAAUGGGACACGAACACAUACAGAAAGGCACACAGCCGGCCAUGUGUCAGUGCAUCAAUACGACUGACCACAUUGUACGUCUCUAAGGCCGCUUGGCCCGAUGGCGGCUGCAUCAAUCGAGGCCGCUUCGCUGCGGGCUGGGAGGGCUCAUGCGAGGGCCGGAUUGCAUCAUUGAUGAGCGCCACGAUCACGCGGACCACAUCAUGGCUGCAACAGAGAGCGGCAUGAGCACAAUGAGUACGUCUGAACAUUGUGUGGCACACACCUGUAUGUAAUGGACAGCCUCUGCUGCUUGUAGUGCUCGGGCUGAUACAUAGAUGCCACACAUCGAUGAGUGUAGCCACAGGGGGACCGGUCGGUCAGACGUUCUCUAUCCCUCCUUGCCUCUCGUGCACAGACAGCAUCACCAGACCAGGUCUAUCGGCUCAGUGUGGCUGCACCGCACCCAGAACCAAUAGGCCCAGAAGCGAUAUGUGUUGUCAUAUGGACCUGCACACAGCAGACGGCAACAUACACACGUGCAUUGUGCGCGUGUAUAUGUGUACGUUGUCUUGAAACUUGCAUACCGAUGACGUCAGAGAGUCUCAGUGCAACUAUUCGUGGCGGCGAAUGUGGGCUCCCGUCUGCUCGCCCGCCACGCCCAUCGCACAGCCAUCUCGACAGCCACUCCUCGCACGCCAGUUUCCUCUGAUGAACACACGGAAAAUCUCUGCGUGGACGCGUGGAUCGCUGGGUUUGUAUAUUGGUUGCCUCACAUGUCCAUAUCUGUCCUUUCUGUUUAGUCGGGCCGCCUCCACCUCAUCGACUGGCCGGACAGCAUCAUCCUCACACACAUGAGACCGACCAGACCACCUGCACAGCCACAUCCAUGCCUUGGCGCAUUACAACCGACGCAAACGCAUGUGGUGAGAGGUGGGGAGGUGUGUCUUGACUGACCGCUGUGUAUCACACACCUCAUACACAGAGUCGCUGGAGAUGAACACAUACAGCUGGAAGGAUCCCUCCAGCGCCCGCAGGGAACAGUCGAUGUCAAGCGGACUGAAAGCGGAGAAGUCUACUACUGAAUGACACCAGCCAGCAACAGCAGCAACACGUCUACGGCUGUGCAUGUGUGUAGUGUUGAUAUGAACCCACCGGCAGUCCACUUCCAUUUUGCUCCGUUUGUCUGUCGCUUCUUUGCAGUGAGGUCGAUGAGGCUCUGACGGAACUCAUCCCGCCUGCAGCGGUCGGCCUUUACACGCGGCACACAGCCUCCAAAGGGAUCUGCACACAACACACGAACAGACCGUCAAGCGUCAAUUCCUCAUUCCUUUCAUCUGAUUCAUCCAUGCCGCCCGCACCGUCAGUGCCGAAGUACUUAUUGCCUCUGUUGACCAUCACAAUGUCAUGCGCGUCAUCCCUCUGCACCAAACACUCUGCACACAAACAACACAGAAGGAAUCAAUCAAACAGGCGGAUCUUGGCUGUUUGAGUCACAUCACCACCUAGGAGGCCUCUUCCGACGAAGCUCGUGCCGCCGAGGACCAGCACCGACGCCAUCGAAUCACAC